UGUAAUUCCAACCUUUGUUCCAUAUGUCUGUCAUUUAUAACUUGAAACAAAAUUCAAAUUAAUUGUUGGAAUCUUUCGUUGCUCAAAUUUUAAAACAAAAUUCACGAGUUAAGCAAAAUUCUCUAGUUAUGGCGAAUUUGGAGGACUCGAUGAAACCGGAGAUGAGCAAAAAUCCGGAUAACACACCCACGGUUUCCACCGGCACCACACCGGAUGACACUUGGUGUCUCAUCGAGAGCGAUCCGGGUGUAUUCACCGAACUGAUACGCGGCUUUGGCUGCACCGGUGCCCAGGUGGAAGAGAUCUGGACACUGGAUGCCCAUGCCUUCCAUCUGCUGGAGCCCAUACAUGGCCUAAUCUUUCUGUUCAAGUGGGUGCAAGACGAUAAGCCGGACGGACGGGUGGUUAGGAAUUGCAAGGACGUGUUCUUUGCCCGCCAGGUAAUCACGAAUGCCUGCGCCACCCAGGCCCUGCUCGGCAUCCUGCUUAAUCUCCAGCACACGGACAUUGAUCUGGGCGAGACGUUGACUACGUUCAAGAACUUUUGCCAGAGCCUGGAUCCGGAAACCCGUGGCAUUUGCCUGGGCAAUGAGGAAAAGAUUCGAGCGGUGCACAAUUCCUUUGCCCGUCCUGUGCACUUUGAGGUGGAAUUGCCGCAGCUUCCGUCGGAUGAGGAUGUCUAUCACUUUGUGGGCUAUAUGCCGAUCAAUGGACGUCUCUAUGAGCUGGACGGUCUGCAUGAGGGUCCCAUCGAUCUGGCCGAAAUAAAGAGGGGCCAGAACUGGCUGGAUGUGGUCCGUCCCAUUAUCGAGGCCCGAAUGCAACGCUACAGCGUCGGUGAGAUUCAUUUCAAUCUAAUGGCCGUGGUAUCGGAUCGCCAGCGUUGCUACGAGCGUCAAAUCCAAUUGCUUGUCCAUCAGCCAUCGCCAACGCUGAGUCUCGCCGAGAGGCAGGCGGAGAUUGCCAACCUAAGGACCUAUGUCAAGUUCGAGAUGGAGAAGAAGCGACGCUACCGACAGGAGAAUCAGCGUCGUCGCCACAACUAUCUGCCCUUCAUUAUGGAGUUGCUGAAGCAGCUGGGCGAGACGAAGCAAUUGAUGCCCAUCUACGAGAAGGCCAAGCAAAGGGCCAUUCAGUACCAGCUGCAGCAGGAUCUGUCCCAGUUUGGCCAAUAUCACUGAUCGAUCUCCAGGUUAUGUGCCCUAAUUUUCAAUAUGAAACAAUAACCCAUUCGGCCUGGAAAUUACCAGAAACUUGGUCUAAAUUAUACAUUGAAAUAUGGCUCGUAUUGAGCUUAUCAAAUUAAAUCUAAAAAGGUUUAUUGACCCCGUACAUAACACCUUUAAAAGGCUUAAAUAAACAGGGCUUAUCAGCACUUUUCUGGAUUAUAUUAUAGUUCCCUGCACAACAA
Drosophila serrata is the source of this 1411-nucleotide messenger RNA. It is a transcript of the gene Uch-L5R, whose product is annotated as Uch-L5-related. The record is from RefSeq and is a predicted model, not a curated record. Gene Ontology annotation, biological process: ubiquitin-dependent protein catabolic process; protein deubiquitination. Lineage: Eukaryota; Metazoa; Arthropoda; Insecta; Diptera; Drosophilidae. Gene Ontology annotation, molecular function: cysteine-type deubiquitinase activity. Gene Ontology annotation, cellular component: cytoplasm.